Messenger RNA from Setaria italica (foxtail millet), 1180 nucleotides. Its product is annotated as isoprenyl transferase. The record is from RefSeq and is a predicted model, not a curated record. The coding region runs from base 31 to 918 and encodes 295 amino acids. The transcript is spliced from 4 exons. NCBI's taxonomy places the organism in Eukaryota, Viridiplantae, Streptophyta, Magnoliopsida, Poales, Poaceae. Gene Ontology annotation, biological process: polyprenol biosynthetic process.
AGUUGAAGCCAACCAGACCCAGCACAAACCAUGAGGCCCAAAGCCGGAGCUCCCAUGCCGUUAUCCCACUCCCCAGCUGCUACCUGUCAGCUGCUCGCUCCCUCCCGCCGCACGCGCCUUCUCACGCCAUGCCCGCGCGCCGGAGCAACGCCGGCGGCCGAGGCCGCGCUCCUCCCGGCCGGCGUCCUGCGCGCGGAGUCGCUGCCGCGGCACGUGGCGGUGGUGAUGGACGGGAACGCGCGGUGGGCGCGCGCGCGCGGGCUGCCGUCCGCGGCCGGGCACGAGGCCGGGCGGCGCGCGCUGGAGGAGACGGUGCGGCUCUCCCGCGCCUGGGGCGUCCGCGCGCUCACCGCCUUCGCCUUCUCCCACGAGAACUGGAGCCGGCCCAAGGUGGAAGUGGAAUUCUUGAUGGGGCUGUUUGAGCGGGUGAUCCGCGAAAGCGUCUCCGAGUUCUUGAGGGAAGGAAUUCGGCUACGUGUAAUCGGCGACUCCUCAAGACUACCGGUUUCUCUACAGAAGACCGCGAGAGAAGCAGAGGCGGCGACAAGGAACAACUCACAGCUCGACCUGACACUGGCAAUCAGCUACAGCGGGCGGAGGGACAUAGUGCAAGCAUGCCGGAGCCUCGCGCAGAAGGUGCACGACAGGCAGCUCAGGCCGGAGGACAUCGACGAGUCGCUGUUCGCCGCCGAGCUCGAGACGAGCCCCGCCGACGAGCACGAGCUCCUCCCUUACCCGGACCUGCUCAUCCGGACUAGCGGCGAGCUGCGGCUGAGCAACUUCCUGCUGUGGCAGUCGGCCUACUCGGAGCUCUUCUUCACGGACACGCUGUGGCCCGACUUCGGGGAGGCCGACUACCUCGAGGCCCUGGUCUCCUUCCAGAGCAGGGAGAGGCGGUUCGGUGUCAGGAGAUUGUAGCGCAGAGCAAGACAUGAAGAAGGCGUGCUUGAACGGUCAUUAGCAGGAUGUCGAUCAAGAUGCGUAGGCGACUAUAUUGUAGAGGGGGAAACUAAGGAUUGGAAAUGUCCAUUUUAGAGGUGGUCUGCAGAAGGUGAACACUCGAUAUAAAUCAUAGAAAUAGUAGUAGAGAAUAGAGAUCAAACUGUAUCUUGAAUCUUGAUUGAGCAGGUAUAACGCAAUCAGACAGCCGCUGGAAGAGUAGCAUCUUUAGCAUCUAUCA